CAUCAGACAUCGUAUUUCAUCAGAAUGUUGAGUAUUUUAAAUACUCCUUCAGAAAUGACACUCAAACACCAUUCUAAUGAACUAUUUAUUGGUGAAAACCAGCCAAUUGAGUUUUCAGCAUCUCAAGCACGAGCAUUCAUGAUCAUCAUUUAAUGUGCAGGCGUAUAUAUAUAUAUAGAUGAGAAUUUAAUAUGAGGGUUGCUCAAUGAGCAGGGAAAAUUGAGUAAGAGAGGGAUUCUUGAGUCAGAAGACUGCCAUUUGGGCAUUUCUAUUGAAAAUUAGAUUAUCAACAGAAUCAAUCAAUACGAUUGUUAAUUUAAAUCGGG
This is a messenger RNA of Paramecium octaurelia, 326 nucleotides long. NCBI's taxonomy places the organism in Eukaryota, Ciliophora, Oligohymenophorea, Peniculida, Parameciidae. The record is from the annotation of a GenBank genome assembly.